CGAUCACCACCACAUUUUCAUGUUAUCCAAACCCUAAUUUCCCGCCAUCACUUUCUAACGCCACAGAAACUCGGCGACUGAUAGUGCGAAAGAUAUGAAGAGACUCACUGCAAUCGGCUUCGAAGGAUCCGCGAACAAGAUCGGAGUCGGCAUCGUAACCCUAGAUGGAUCCAUACUCGCCAAUCCUCGCCACACCUACAUCACACCUCCCGGGCAUGGAUUCCUCCCUCGCGAAACCGCUCACCACCACCUCGAGCACGUCAUCCCGCUUGUCCGCUCCGCCCUCGAUGAGGCUGGCCUAUCUCCGGCGGAUAUAGAUUGUCUCUGCUACACUCGUGGCCCCGGCAUGGGUGCGCCGCUCCAGGUCUGUGCCGUCGCUGUUCGAGUACUUUCGCAGUUAUGGGGUAAGCCGAUCGUUGCCGUGAAUCAUUGCGUCGCGCAUAUCGAGAUGGGCCGUGUGGUUACUGGCGCCGAUGACCCGGUGGUGCUUUACGUUAGUGGUGGGAACACCCAGGUUAUAGCUUAUAGUGAAGGGAGAUACAGGAUCUUCGGAGAAACUAUUGAUAUUGCUGUGGGGAAUUGCCUCGAUAGGUUUGCUAGGGUUCUGACACUUUCUAAUGAUCCGAGUCCUGGAUACAACAUUGAGCAGCUUGCAAAGAAAGGACAACAGUUCCUUGAUCUCCCAUACGUUGUUAAAGGAAUGGACGUUUCAUUUAGUGGUAUCUUAAGUUAUAUUGAAGCUACUGCAAUUGAGAAGCUGAAAAAUAAUGAAUGCACUCCAGCAGACCUCUGUUAUUCUUUGCAGGAAACGGUAUUUGCAAUGCUUGUUGAGAUUACUGAACGCGCCAUGGCUCAUUGUGACACGAAGGAUGUCCUCAUUGUCGGAGGUGUUGGAUGCAAUGAAAGGUUACAGGAGAUGAUGAAGAUAAUGUGCGCUGAAAGGGGCGGCAGGCUCUUUGCAACCGAUGAUAGAUACUGCAUUGACAAUGGAGCAAUGAUUGCUUAUACCGGUCUUCUUGCUUUUGCUCAUGGUGCGACCACUUCAUUGGAGGAAUCUACGUUUACCCAAAGGUUUCGAACUGAUGAAGUUCAUGCAAUAUGGAGAGAGAAAGCUAUCAGCGAUGAAAACAAUAGUGGCAAAUGAUCCAAAAAACUGAAGAUAUAGGCUUAAACUAGAUUGCAAUUGAUUGAAUGUAGCAGAUCAAUGUGCUUCAAGAUACCUGUAAGUUAUGUUGUUCUAUGUAAUACUAACUUAAGUUGCUGUGAUGUGCAUACUUAAGAUGUAAUGUACAUUUUUCCGUAGGCUAUAACGUUUAUUUAUCUUUAACCCGU
Molecule: messenger RNA, 1332 nt
Organism: Phalaenopsis equestris
Lineage: Eukaryota; Viridiplantae; Streptophyta; Magnoliopsida; Asparagales; Orchidaceae
Product: probable tRNA N6-adenosine threonylcarbamoyltransferase
Exons: 4
Coding region: 95-1144 (349 amino acids)
Biological process (GO): tRNA threonylcarbamoyladenosine modification
Cellular component (GO): cytoplasm; EKC/KEOPS complex
Source: RefSeq, a predicted model, not a curated record